Messenger RNA from Olea europaea var. sylvestris, 1020 nucleotides. RefSeq lists its product as uncharacterized. The record is from RefSeq and is a predicted model, not a curated record. The transcript is spliced from 2 exons. NCBI's taxonomy places the organism in Eukaryota, Viridiplantae, Streptophyta, Magnoliopsida, Lamiales, Oleaceae. Gene Ontology annotation, molecular function: nucleic acid binding; zinc ion binding. The coding region runs from base 1 to 1020 and encodes 339 amino acids.
AUGAGCUCGAUUGUUGAACAGUUUUGUCGUUUUAAACCCCCAUCCUUUGACGGUAAAGGUGACUCUUUUGCGACUGAGGAGUGGCUAAGAAGACUUGAAGGGAUCUUCGAGCACAUGAACUGCAACGAUGCUCAAAAGGCUUCUUGUGCGAAGUUUAUGUUGACUGAUGAUGCUGGACAUUGGUGGGAGUCAGAAAUGCAUACUAGAACUAUAGAACAACAACGUAACCUCACUUGGAACCAGUUCAAGGAGUCGUUGAUGGGUAAAUAUUUUCCCCAGUCACUGAAGGAUCAAAAGGAGGUAGAAUUUCUCCCGCUAACGCAAGGAAAUUUGCCACUUGGGAAGUAUGAAAGAAAAUUUGAACAACUUUCUAGGUAUGCACCGCAUAUGGUAAACACUGAGCUGACAAAGGCUAAGAGGUUUGAAAUGGGGUUAAGGCCAGAGAUUAAGGGAAUCAUGGUAGCCCAGCAGUAUACUACUUAUGCGAAGAAAACCCAACCUAGCACCGAGUCUUCUAUAAAGAGAAAGUGGCAAGGUCAUGAUAAGGAGAAAGGCAGGAAUCAGAAUAAGAAAAGAAAGGUUGGGUUAGACUCAAAUAAAACUUUUCCUCAAUGCUCCAAUCGCAACAAGCGACACUUGGGUGAAUGUCUUCAGGGAAAGGGAGUAUGCUACAGUUGUGGUAAGAGUGGUCAUUUCCUUAGAGAAUGUCCAGAGAAGAAGAGAGAAUGUGAUCAGCUUAAGAAGGGAAAGGCCAGAGUAUUUGCUUUGACAGGAGAAAAGGAGGAUCAGAACAUAGACGUAAUAACAAGUAUGUUACCAAUAUCUAACGUACCUGCUAUUGUCCUUAUGGAUUCUGGAUCCACUCAUUCAUUUAUUUCUACAAUAUUCAUGGAUAAGAUUGCGAAUGAAUUCGUAAAAAUGAAUAACAUUUUAGAAGUUAGUACACCAUCAGGUGAAGUGAUUAAUACCAAUCAAAUGGUUAAAGAUGUUAAGUUAGAGAUCGAAGGAAAAGUAUUAUAG